Molecule: messenger RNA, 8787 nt
Organism: Stegodyphus dumicola
Lineage: Eukaryota; Metazoa; Arthropoda; Arachnida; Araneae; Eresidae
Product: regulator of microtubule dynamics protein 1-like
Cellular component (GO): mitochondrion; spindle microtubule; cytoplasm
Molecular function (GO): microtubule binding
Source: RefSeq, a predicted model, not a curated record
UUCCUGUGUCUGCUACGAGGAUGUAUACGCGAAGGGAAGUAUGAUUGCGAGCAGAAUUUAAACGUUUAAUUAACCAUGGAUGCGAUAUUACGAGAUCGAUUGAGUCUCAUAGCUGCAUUAGGAGCUGGUGUUGUUGUUGGAAUUAGUGGGAUAUAUUUAUAUUACAAAGUUAAUAAAUGUGUAACUAGAGAACUAAAUCACUUAUCUGGAACCAUCGACAGUCUAAGGCGAGAGAUAGAAGAAUUAAAAUCAACUGCCACUUUUAAUAAAGAGAAAGCUAUUAAUUCUUCUGUUCAGAAAGGAAAUGUUAGUUCAUCAGCUCCUGGAACUAAAUUUUAUAGCUAUACUAGCAGUCUUGAAGAUGCAGAUGAAGAAUAUUUUGAUUUUACUGAUACAGAAGAAGUUAUUGGAGCUUGGUCCAAUGUUAAUGGUACAGAAACAGAUAUAACAAAAAUAACAAAAUUAGAUAUUUUGUUAGAGCAGCUUGAUGCAUUAUUAGAUUCUCAUUCAUCAGAUAAAGAAAAGAUUUAUUAUGAAAUGCUUGAAAAGAAAGAUGAAUAUUUAGACAAUGCAGAAUUUCUGUGGAGACUUGCUAAAGCUACUCAUCUCUAUGGUAUUGUUGUUCAGAGUCGGGGUGACAUUGACAAAAAGAAAAAGCUUGCUUUUGAAGCUGUUCAGUAUGCAAAAUCAGCUUAUGAAUUAGAUCAAGAUAACCCUGAAGUUCAUAAGUGGUGUGCUAUUACAGUCGGAUCUCUUGGUGACUAUGUUGGUACUCAAGAAAAAAUAAUGAAUGGCUACACAUUUAAAGAACAUGUUGAUAAAGCUAUCGCACUAAAGCCUUUAGAUCCAUCAUUGUACUAUAUGUUGGGGAGAUGGUGCUAUGAGGUUGCUGUGCUGUCGUGGUUGGAAAGAAAAGUUGCUUCAACUUUAUUUUCCACCCCACCAGAAGCCACUUUAGAGGAAGCUAGGGAAUAUUUACUAAAAGCAGAUCAAUUAAAACCUGACUGGAAAGAAAACUUGCUCUUUCUUGCCAAGACUUAUAUAAGUGAUGGAGAUUAUUCUAGUGCAGUUUCUUUGAUUGAUAGAGCUUUGAAAAUUCCUGUGAAUAGUGAAGAUGAUGCUUUGUCACAUAGUGAACUACAGUCCCUUCAAAAUAAAUAUGAAACUUAUCGAAUUUCUGAAGCCAAUUAACUUUAUACUGUAUCGUAUUUGACUUUGAAAAUAAUAUGACAUAAGGAUGAAUUGUUAAAAUACAAUUUUUAUAUCUGAGAUUUUCAAUUAAAUGAAGUAUAAAAUGGGUGAUGUUGAGAUGUAUAUCUAAAUUAAUUUUGUAAAAAAAAAAAAUAAUGCACAUAAAAGAUAGAAAGUCUUUACAGAAAAUAGGUAUAUUAAUAAAUUUUUACCUGCAUAUAAACUAUACUCUUUUCAGAUAUUUUGGCAUCUUUAUUAGUAAAUUUUUAAUUACAAAAAGUUGUUUGUAUAGAAGGACAAUUACAAUAUGAGAGCUUGCUAUGUGUAAUUUUAUUGAUCAAGAAUUAUUCAUAAAAGUAAAUGUGGCAAGCACUCUGAAUGUUGAAACUGAUAUCAUAAAAACUUUUAAAAAUAAAUGUUUUCUUAAAGGAAAUGUGAAUAUCAGGCAGCUCUUUCAGUUUAAUUUAGUGUUUAGUGAAAUUGUAAGUCAUUGCACAAGGGCAGUUUUAGAAGAUCAUUUUGUUUAUACAAAAAUAUGACUGUCCUAAUUUUUAAAUCUUUGCACUUGAGAGGUGCCUCUCAGUUGCAUUGCUGCAGUCCAUUCAAAUGUGUUUGAGAUUCACAUUUCAAGCGCUGAAGAUUAAAUUUCAUUAUUUUGAUCUUAAUGGAGUGUCAAUACUUAUUAGUCCCUUUCACCGUUAUUACUUGUAAACACUUUGUAUAUUUGCUAAGAGUUGUAAAAUAUUUUUUCUGUCUUUAAAAAAGUUUUAAUUUUUAAUUUGUUAAACAUUUUUAUAAUUUAUUGUUUGAUAGUUUUUGUGAUGUUUUAGAGAAAUGGGCUGAUUUUAAUUUAAACAAAAUAUGAAUAAAAAUAUAAUGACAGCAAAUGUUAUAUAAAGAAUAUGAUCAUAAAUUCAUAUCAUUUAUUAACCAAAGAAAUAAACUGUGUAAUUUCCCUUUUAGUCAUUAUUUAUUUGUCAUGAUAAAAAUGCUCAUUUUCAUUUUUAAAAUUUUAAUGAAUAUGCAGUUUGCAUAUAUUUUUAUCUUCUCUUACAACUCAUAUGUUUACUGUGGUUACAUCACUAAAUUUAAAAAAUUCACAAACAAGUGUUGGUGUUUCAUUUGUUAUGUAAAAGCCAAAAUAAAAAGUGUUUAUUUAUUCUUCGCUUAUUAAGCUAUAAAUCAGAUAGUUAACAUAGAAAAUAAUUGCUUGUUAAUACAGGAAAUCAGUGUGGUAUCAUUGAUUUAAAAAUAAUAAAGAAAGAAACAACAAGUAAUAUGGAAUGCAGUGAUACCGUAAUAAAAAAUAAAAUAGUAAUGUUUUUUUUAGAUAUAUGAAUAUCAUGUUUUCAAUUUUCAAAUGCUUAUAUAAGCAUAAGUAUUCAGUAACCAAGACUUGUCUUUUUCUUUUUUAUUUAUCUUCCUUCAUAAUUCUUUUUAACUUUAUGGUGAUUCUAUCUAUCUGUCUGUUUAUUCAAAUUCAUUCAAAAGCCAAAAAUUAUAUAAUAAUUUAUGAUUGUGAGGCUUUUUAAAUUUUAUUCACCAUGUAAAUGUGACAGUUUGAUAAUUCAUAAAAGAUUAUGUAACUAUCAUUAAUUAAUGAAAAAUCAUUGCAAUUAGUUUUGAUAAUGUAUUAGAAAAACUAUGUUUUUAGGAAGACUAUAACCAUCUUGUAGUUGUUAGUUAUCUUAUUUGCAUAUUUUCAAAGCAUAAAUUACAACAGUAUGAGCAAUUUUGUGGAAAGUUGAUUUUUUUUCCCCCAAAGUUUUCAUUUAUAAAGUGAAAAAAGGUUAAUUAUAUUUUUACUAGUAUAGUGGUGAUGCUAUCAUUGUUAUUAUAAAGGUGGCUUUAUUUUAAAUAAAUAUGUAUGUUUCUCUAGAAAACCAUCAGCAUGUCAUUCAGCUUAUUUAUUUAUUUAUUUAAAUCUUUGUAUUAUUUUUUUUUUCUGACUUGUAUUAUCUUUGAGGUCAUAAUCUUUCUGUAAUGUUAGAUAUGAAACCAAUUCAUAUAAAAUUGUUGCAUGCAGUGCAGUUUUAGUGCAAUGAUAAAUCUACUUUCAUCAUAAAGUUAAAGGAUAUCAUUUAGCUAAGUGCUGUACAUCUUUUCUAAGCAGAAUAAAAGUGUCAAAAUUCUAAUUUUUCUUUUAAAGAAUUGACUAUGUGUGUGUGUGUGUGUGUGUGAGAAUAUAUUGCACCUUCUCGGGAUCAAAGCUCUUAAAGAAAUUGUAAAACUAAUAAAUUAGAUUUAAGAUAACAUAUUUAGUCUAAUCGAUUCUUCUGUCACUCUAUUUUAUUGGUGAUGAAGUAUUGAUCAUGUAAAUCAUGCAAUCAAAUCAAAAUGAUUUAAAUCAUACAAAUCCUAAGGUGGAAUGGUUGAGUUAUGCAGAAUGUUAUUAAUUAAAGAAUUUCAUGUAUCUACUAUUGAAAUGCGUAUUUUUUAGUAAUUCACUUUAUCCAUCAUAGUUUGAGAUAAAUAAUACAGUAACAAUCUCAUUCAAAAUUUCUCAAAACUAAGCGAAAAGAGAUGUAUGGCAAAGCUGAUAAUAUUUUGUCUCAAAUGCUACUAUUCUAAUUAAGAAAGAAAGAGAACCUCUCCGAAAAGUAAUGCCUAUCCUUUGUUUUGCAGAUUGUGGCUUUAAAAACAGAAGUUUAAUAGGAAUAUUAAAGUCUCAGUUAUGUUUGAAAUAUUUUAAACUUCUGUGUCCGACAAUAAUAAUAGCUAAUCUGAGUAUGCAAUGGUAAUGCAGAAAAGCAUUUAGAAUGAAUUGAAAAUUCCAAGAACUUUAAUGAAUUCCAGGAAAAUGUCAUUCCUUUAUUGAAUUAAAUGUAUUUUAUUGUAUAUAUUUUAGAUUUUCUAUUUCAUUUUGAAUAUGAACAUUUUAAUUUCCAUAUUAAUUUUUGAUUGUACUUUGUGCACUAUGUAUUAAAAAAUAAAAAGCAUGAAAAAUUUUGUAUAAAAAGUCAGUAUGCUUUUGUUGAUUGCAGUUUCAGUAUCAGAAGGUAAAGAAUUUCAAGCCUUGUUUUGUAGAUAUAUCUAUUUCAAAGUAACUUUAAUGCAAGCUUUCAAUUAGAAAAGGCCAGUCAAGGAGUCUGCUUUUUUAAAAACUUAAUGAAAGUACACCUUAACUAUUUUAAAUUAAUAAAUGCUAAUAGAUAUCAUAUUCUUUUUAAUACAUCAAUCAUUGUAUCACCUGUUUGUAUGACUAAUGAAAAAAUUCUUUUAUUGCUUAAAAUCUUUACUGACAUUUUGCAUAGGAAGAAUUAAAAUUGAUAUUGCAUUUUGGCUGUUGUCAUCAAAAAGUCUUUACACAGAUAAGAAAUUUAUAGAAAAAAUCAAUGAACUAUAUAAAUUUCCAUGCUUAAAUUAAUUGUAAUAUUUAAAAUUUUAAGUGGCAGUGUUUUGAUUGUAUGUUAUAUGUAAUGUGUAGUGUUUUCAAUGAUGUGUGUAUGUCUUGCUGAAUUUAGUGGCAUAAUGUUUUCAUUGUUGUAUAGCUGAACUGAAAUUGUGUCAAACCAGUAUAUGGUCAUUCUGAUAUUAGCCUUCUGACUGACAGCCUAGGAUACUUUUUGUUAUGUCUUUAAGAAAAAAUAUAUAUCUUGAAAUAGAAAUUAAUGUGAUAUAUUAAAAGUACAUAAAUACCUGUAUAAGGUAUCUAGAAUAUUUUGGCAUUAAAUUCAAGAAAAUACCUUUUUCUCACGGCAGUUUUGAGAAAUUUGGGCUUAGCAAAACCCCAUGCAAGUGAGAGGGUUAAAGCAUUGUUGAUGGCUAGAGUAUCAAUAUUACUUUAAAAUAAUGCUGAUGGCUAGAAUAUUCUCACUUUUAAAUACCAUAUAACUAUAAAAUCUCUCUCUCUUUUUUUUUUUUUUUCAAGCAAUAACAUAGCUGCCAACUGUGCCGGUUUUUCAUCAUAUCUCCUGGUAGAUCACCAAAACUCCCAAUUUUUAAUUUUCAACCUUUACUAAGGAAAAUAUUUCUCAGCAAUAAAGGAACUUUACUGAAUUAAUAAAAUGUAAAUUAGGAAAUUUCAUUUUCCCGUUUCUGAUGAUUUUAAGAAUAAUUUUUCUUAUUAAUUUAAUCUGAAUUGUAUUUUUCCUAGAAAUUUUGUUUGAUCUGAGUUGUAUUUGUGUACUAUAGAUAUUAGUAAAUUUUUAUAUGGAGAUUCAAACAAUUUUUAAUAAGUUAAUAUUUGUAUCCACACAAUGUAUAUGUAAUAUUUUGUAUUAUCCACACAAAUAAUACAUUAAUUAUUAAUUUUAUUUUCAUCCUAUUUAAAAAUAUUUUGAUAAACAAAAGUUUUCAUUCACUAAUGGGAAAUUUCUCAGAAUCAAAAUGUAAGAAAAUUUAAAAAUGAAAUUAGCCAAAGAACAUCUGAUUAAAUCGGUUGUUCUCAACCUGUUUUGCCUCUAUAUACCACUUUCAUCAUUUUUAGAAGGCCAUUCCUUCCUCCCGCCCAAAACGAUACAGAUAGAUAGAAUAGAUAUAGAUAGAUUUAGAUUACUUUUUAUCAUGUUUUAUGAGUUAAACAACAAAAAAUAUACAAAAUAUCAAUAUAUAUCAAAAUUUGAAUAAAAUUAGUGUUUUAUAUAUUCAUAAACUAAGUGCUUAACAGUUAAGUAAAAGGUUGACCACGCCCUCCUCCUUCCAAAUCUCUGAAGUUCCCACUUGGUUGAGAAACCCUGAAUUAAAUGCUAAUAUAUUUUAAAUCAAAAUUAAUUUACUUAUAGUUUAAUAACUUGAACCAUAUGUUAUAAAGUGAAUUAAAGUCUAUUUGGAGUUGCUUUCAAAUGGGAUCACUAUGCAGGAUGAAAAUCUUCAGAUUUCCUCACAAAAUUCUCUUGGUUUUUAAGAUUUCAAGGUUGGCAGCUAUGCAGUAGUUUAUAUGCAUAUGUUUUUAAGACAUUAUUUCUGAAGAUUUAUAUAUUUUUUAUUGAAAUUCAUGCUUCUUAUCUCAGAAUUAUGAGCUUGGCAUAUAAUUUAAAGGUUACUAGAGAUUACUUAUUAACAAUAACUACAUGCCUGUCUGCAUGUUUGUACAGAAUCUCUAAAAAGAUUUACUUUUCGGUAAAAUUGAAAUUCUGCACAAAGUCUGUUAAUAUACAGCAUUUCACUUAAGGAGUAUAGAACUCAUAGAAUCUGUUUAUUUGAAACUUGUUAAAAUAUAUAUAAUAUAUGACAUAUCAUGAUGUUUAUAAUAGUACAAUUUAAUAACAUUUCUUUAAUUGUUCAUGUUAUGAAUUUAAUCUUCAUUUUUUUAGAUUUUUUAUUGUUAAAACUCAAUAUAAAUAUGGUUUUAAAACAAAUGUUAAGCAGUUGAUAUUUAUUGAAAAUCUGCACAUUUUAUUGAUGUUAAUGUUUCUGUCGUUGAACAAUAAAAAUUUACAUUUGUUUCAUCAUAAUGUAGGGUGUCAAUCAUUAAGGAGCAUUCAGAUAUAUUAUUUUAAUUCUGUAAUUAAAUGAAUUAUUAAAUUAUUUUAAUUCUGUAGUUAAGUUUUGUUAUGCACAGAAUAUUUCAUUCAUGUUUUUCAAAUUUAAACACAUUAUGUUACAUAUCCAAAAAUUCUAAGUAUUAUGCCACCUAAUAAAUUUUAACAGAAUGAAGUGUUUUAAUUAAACCACAAACUCUUUUUGUUGAUUUUAUUACUCACUAUUUAUUAUAGAAGCAGAAAAAUAGACUGUGAUAAUGUUACUUCAAGAAUUUUUUUAACAAUCCAUAUUCUAAAGAACUUUUUUCUUAUAUAUUCUGUUAAUGAAUAUUAAGACCUAUGUGACUUUCAUAAUAGUUUAUAAACCAUUACUAAUGUUUAAUUCCUGACCUCAGCUGUACUAUUUUAGGAAGUGCUAGAAUAGUUAGAACAGAAGGAAUAUUAAGUAAUUAAAAUAUACAUAUGGACUUUUUACUUCAUUAAAUUUUUUUUUAAUGAAAUCUGUGCCCUCUCACAUUUAAAAUGAUCCAGGAGUUUUUUAAAUUUUCUCUUGUUCCUUUUAAAUCAAAAAAUUUUCUCACUCAGAUGAGUUGUUCUACAAAAAGGGUAUUUAAAUCCAAAUACCAUAACUAAAUAAAUGUUUUUUUGUAAUGGCAAAAAUUAAGAAAUGAAAGAAAAAUUAUCUUCAUAUUUUUAAAUCUUAGGCUGCAUACUAAGACGGGUAUUAUCGGGACAGUGUUUUAAGUAUAGGAACACCAUCCUGCAUUCAUUUCAAUAUGGUAUUAAUUUAAUCUCAUUAAUCAUUAAAGUCCUUUACUUGGACAUAAAAUAAUAUAUUUUCCUUUUAUGUAUAUAUCAUUAUUUUAUUCAUUUUUUAAAUACUUUUGCAACUGCAUUACAUGUUUUAGGAUAAAAUUUAUGAGUUUUGAAUUGCAGUUAACAUUGCAAAUGCUUUUGUAACAGAUCUACAAUUUUCAUUGGAAGCUUUCCAGCAAUAGACUAGAAAUCGAAAUAUCCAAGUCGUAAAUGUUACAAAAUUAUCAUAUAUUAAGUCAAAUAGAUUUAAAUGUGUAUACAAAAUGGAAAAAUUAAACUUACAAAAUUCUCCCAUUUUUGUCUCCCAUGUUACCGUUCCUAGUGAAGUUUUAUUUUUAAUUGCAAAACAUCUUUUAUUAUCUACUUAAAUAAUCUGAUUGAUGAUGUUGAAGGAAUUUUACAUUUAAAUGUAUGAAAUUUGUUGAGAAACUGUAAUGUAUUUAAUGUGAAAAUGUAUGUCAUGUGUUUAACGUAAAGUACUGGAGGUAUAGCAACUGCUGUACAAAUUUUUAGACUGUUCAAUGUGAACUACUUAAUCUCAAGGCAUCUGUAUUAAGUUGUUUCAAGGGUGAAAAAAAUUCUGAUGACAGCCUUUAUUAAUAUCAUGUUUGUUUAUUUUCAAAUGAACUGAAAUUGUUAAAUUUUUAAAGUUUGAUGACUGUUGAAUAUUUUAUUUAAAGUAAUAAUACGUAGAUAUCUCUUAUGGUCUUGUAAUCAUAUCUAAUGCUUAAUAUUUUCAACAGCAGCCAAAAAAAAUUAAUUUUCAAGAUGAGACUAUUAUAAUAUUUUCUUGUUUGUGUUGUGAUAUUUAUUAAUAUUUUAGUUUGACGUAAAUGUAAAAAAUCCGAAAAUAUGUUUUUAUGCUACAUUGCUUAAUGUAUUGUGACUAAAAACCAGAUUCAAGUUAAAAUCAAGUUUUGCUUUUUAUAGGAAGUUCAUAUUGAUUUUAAAAUGCUUCCUAUUAUUGCAUUAAUAUUUUACGGAUUUUUACAAGUAAUACUUAAAUUUCUGAAAUUGAUCUUGAACAAAAUUUAUGCGACUUAUUUCUGUUUAUGCAAUGUGUUUGUCUUCAAAAGUAAAUUGAUUAGGAAUUAAUGCAUACCUGGGAUAUGUGAUUGUUUUGAAGUUUUUUUAUUUUAAAUUAAUUUGAAGAAAUCUGCAUAUUAUUGGACUGAUUUCCAUUUAUUAAAAUAAUGAAUUUUAUGUUGUACCACUUUUGUAGGAGGUAUAUUAAGAAACUAGUAGCAGUGCUGUGUUUUUGUUUAUAUUAUUUAAUAUUGUAUAUAUCAACAGGGGUAUAAAUGUUGAAUCUGUUAUAUAUUUUUUGAAAUAAUAAAUAUGAUCAUUCCAAAAAGAA